This is a messenger RNA of Xiphias gladius (swordfish), 1319 nucleotides long. It is a transcript of the gene mbip, whose product is annotated as MAP3K12 binding inhibitory protein 1. Gene Ontology annotation, cellular component: cytosol. The coding region runs from base 48 to 1058 and encodes 336 amino acids. The record is from RefSeq and is a predicted model, not a curated record. Lineage: Eukaryota; Metazoa; Chordata; Actinopteri; Istiophoriformes; Xiphiidae. The transcript is spliced from 9 exons.
CGCCGCCUCAUCCUCACCAAUCAGCGGGCAGCAUUCUUUGAACAGCAAUGUCGGGCACAAUGAAGCCGAGAGGAAAUCACACUCCUCCUAAUGAAUCCAGCGAAAUGUCCAGCAACACGGACUGCGUGCGUGUGUUGCUGAAGCUGCUAGCAGACUUCGGGAAAGAGCUCAAAUUAGGCGAUUCUGCAUUGAGAAUAGAAGUCAACACUGAUGCUGUGAAGCCUCCAUCCUCAGCUGCUAAUGUUUACAGCUCUUUGCAGGAAUAUAUCACUAAAUUACAGGCUGUUUCAGAAAGCUUAAAGACACUGGUGGAUGCCGAUAGUGAUCGAUCAUCUGCAAGGGACAACACAUCAGAUGAGGCAGUCACCACAUCUUCACUCAAAGAGCAGACGACUGCAAUGUCUGAGCACCACCCUCCCAGCUCAGAGGCUACAGAAAGCACGGCGGCUGCUGAUGACGUCAUGGUUCAGAUCAGAGCCGGGAAGUCAGAGAUUGAGCGAAGAAUAUCUGCAUUUAUGGAACGCAAGCAGAUGGAGAUCAAUGAAAACAAUGUGCGCGAGUUUUGCAACGUGAUCGACUGCAAUCAGGAAAACAGCUGUGCCCGAACAGAUGCAGUAUUCACUCCUUAUCCAGGUUUUAAAAGUCAUGUGAAAGUUACACGGGUGGUAAACACAUAUGGGCCCCAGACUCGUGGUGGGGGAGGCCCUGGAGAGGCCGGGCAGCAGAAGAGGGGGCCAAUGGAGAGACACUGUGGAAACGCAGCCAUAGAAGAACGACUACACAACAUCGAGACUCACCUGAAACUCCCAACAGCGGGCCCUGUCCCAUUGAGCGUCUACCAGAGACUGAAGAAGCUGGAGGAUCGUAUCCUGGAGUUGGAAGGACUCUCACCCGAGUACUUUCAGUCCACGAGUCACCUGCACAAGCGACCAAAGACAUCCCCUGCUCAGGUCUGCAGCCUGACAGAGCUAGACGAGAAGAUCAGUGCAGUGAAAGCAGCGCUACUGAAGAGGGUGAAUGAAUUUGGGCCUGGAUAUGGAACAGAGUUUCCACUGUAACAAACAAACCAGUGCUCCAAACACAAUACAUUUGUUAAUGCAUUCAGCAUGUUUCCUCUAUUUCUUUUUCUAUUCCUCAGCGACUCAUUAAGACUGUUCUAAACAUCGAUGAGAUUAAAAUCACAAAUUAAAAAACUCAUGGCCACAUAUGAGCUUCGUUUUGUGGCCAUGAUACAUCUUUGAAUAUCAAAGUAAUUAUUCCUCUAAAUAGUUUUGUAGUUAAGUGAAACAUAAUUGCUCUGUAAAUAAAAGAUAUUUUUC